Messenger RNA from Pelmatolapia mariae (spotted tilapia), 2705 nucleotides. It is a transcript of the gene meak7, whose product is annotated as MTOR associated protein, eak-7 homolog. The coding region runs from base 95 to 1474 and encodes 459 amino acids. The record is from RefSeq and is a predicted model, not a curated record. The transcript is spliced from 9 exons. Gene Ontology annotation, biological process: TOR signaling. NCBI's taxonomy places the organism in Eukaryota, Metazoa, Chordata, Actinopteri, Cichliformes, Cichlidae.
ACCCGGAAGUGUUGCUGUCACAGGAUGGAAAGCUUUUAGCAGCUGUUUCAUUCAAAGUACGUACACACAAUGAUGAUUUCCAUUCUAGAACAUCAUGGGUAACGCUGAGAGUGUGGUGGUGCAGAAGCGGCUGGCCCGUUUCCGUCCCGAGGAGCGACCUGUGGUUGAGGGGGUUUUUGACAAGCUCCAGGGUGGUGCUGGGGGCACCGCAGGGAAGACCAUAACGCUGGAGAUGCUGCAGUCAUCAGUGGGCAGUGUGGCACCGGACUCGAUGGUGAGGAGGGUCUACCGGUGCAUGUCCAGCAUCGACCCUGGACUGGCAGCUCCAGCAGCCUCGGGGAAGGCCGGACACGCCGGCCCCUCUGGAGUCAGCCGAGAGCAGUUGAUCGUCUUCCUUGCAGACACCCUGCGGGGAACUGCAGAAGAACGUGCGCCACUCGUCAUGGCUAUGUCCCAGCAUGCGGCAGGGGCGGCAUCAGUUGUCACAUGUGAGCAGGUGGUGGAGUUCCUCCAGGACCUGGUCUCUGCUGUAGUUCAGAUUUUGGUUCACAGAGGACGCCUGCAGGGCUGGAAGCCAGAGAGGAUGGGUGACAUCUCCCUGGGUGUAAAACUCCUGGCAGAGCAGAUGUGCUCUGAGCUCAAACCAUCAGAUGAGGGGGCUUGUGAUGUUUCCUGUCUGGAAGACUGGAUCUUCAGGGUACAGCAGGUAUCACAGUACCUGGAGCUGCUGGUAGCUGAGGGACUGAGUGUGUCUUUGAGCAGCCGGCCAGCCCCGACGCUGCUGCCCCCCUGCAGGGAGACGCCUUGGAAUGAACUGAAGUGUCUACUAGAACUCCCCAGCCUCAUGUUUCUGGCUCCACUGUUGCCAGAUGGCUACAGCGCCCCCUGGAGGCUUGUGUUUUCCACUCGGCUGCACGGGGAGAGCUUUACCAGGAUGGUGGCCGGCCUGAUGAAGCGAGGGCCCACCCUGCUGCUUAUCAGAGACACCAAGGGGCAUGUCUUUGGGGGCUUCGCCUCCCACACCUGGGAGGUCAAACCUCAGUUUCAGGGUGACUCCAGAUGCUUCCUGUUCACUGUGAGCCCCAAACUGAGAGUUUAUACAGCAACAGGAUACAACCAACACUUCAUGUACCUCAAUCAGAACCAGCAGACCAUGCCCAACGGACUGGGGAUGGGCGGUCAGCACGGCUAUUUUGGCCUGUGGCUGGAUAGUGACUUUGGCCGCGGUCAUAGCCGGGCACGACCCAAGUGCACAACGUAUGGCAGCCCUCAGCUCUCUGGAGACGAAGACUUCACCCUGGACUCCAUGGAAGUGUGGGCUGUGGGAAAACCCCCAGAGCCCGAGGAGGGUGAGGAGGGUGGAGGUAAGAAGAGCAUCCUGGAUGUGGAUCCAGAGGCCCAGGCCCUGAUGGAGAUCACAGGGAAGACCAUGCACAGUCAGGGCCUCAGAGAACCAGAGGAUGACCAGGAGUGACUGUAAACACACCCAGCUAUAUAUCGCUUCCAUUCAUGCCCCAGUCUACCCAGUUACUAAUUCAUAAGUGGAUUUAAAGGGAGCUUAAAGGUGGUCUGCACAGUGCGGUUUGUCACCAGUGUGCAGGUUUCAGGCCUGCUUUACAUCAGCGAGAGCACGAUGGACGUGUUCACAUUUGAGCUGCACUGGUGUGAAUUCAUUUUAUCACUAUUAAAAAACACAAAGUGAAGAAUCAGACUGAAGAGACGUAGCUUGGAGGAAUAAUUCAGGGAAUUUACAACACUGGCGAUCACAGCUUCUUUUUCCUUCCUUUUUCCUUCCGAUAAAGUUCACGAAGACAAGAAACAGAAACUUUGAUUACCUGUUUUACAAACUGGACACAUUCCUGGAUUUACUAUUCCUUACCAGUUAGCACAAAGUCCAAAUCCUGACUUGGAUUCUGGGCAGAUAAGCUGAGUAAUUAACGGGUUAAAGCGAAAUAAACAAAGACUGUGGAAUGCUGUAUCACAGCAGGCCUGUGGCGUCUGUGCAGAUGUGAUACUGUGAAUUUCAUCAAGACUGGCAGAUUAUUUCACUAAAUUUAAGAAGAUUUAGACUACAAUCUAUUAUUUUUAAACUUAUUUUAAGAUGGGUAAUUUUUGCAGUGUAUCUUUAAAAUUAUUUAAUGUACUAGUUUUUAGUUUAUUUGCCUUGAUUUGUUCCUUAGAAUAAGUGUUUUAUGCCUAUUUUCAGAUUUAAUUUCUUCAACAUUUUGCUUAGAACAAGUGGUUAAAGCUUAUUUUAGGUUUCAAUUGCCGUGAUUGGUUGCCUGGAAUAAGUGUGUAAGGCUUAUUUUAAGAUUUAACUAUCUAUUUGUUGCCUAGAAUAAGUGUUUAAAGCUUAUUUUAAGUUUCAAUGUUCUGAUUUGUUGCCUGGAAUAAGUGUAAAAGACUUAUUUUUAGCUUUAUUUAAAUCUCGAUAUUGUUCUUAUUUCAAGAAAUCUUAGUAAGAAAAAAACACUUACUCCACUGGCAGAUAAUUUCACUUGUUUUAAGCAAAUCUUCACCAAAAAUAAGUGUAUUUAUCUAGUAUUAAGGAGGUGGGUUUUUGCAGUGUAAGUCACGUGUGAUUUUAUGGUUCAGUGUCUUAGACUGAUAAGCAGGUCUGUGGUUGAUCAGUGAGAGGAUCAAUAAAUCUCUAUUUAAUCUGUAAUCUAAUCUGUAUUAUAUUACUUAUAAAGUGAAAUAUUUCA